GAGGCCAGGGUCCUAAUGGCCCUCCUCUCCAUGUCCAGGGCCCCCUCCUCUAUGCCUUAUCCCACAGAUGUCCACUCUCUUUGCCUCGAAUACACUGUCAGACCUCAGUCCACACCUGGGCAGCCCUGGGGUCAAAUGCAGGCCUUGGUGGAUACAAUGCCCUUGUUCCAGUAUGACAGUGACAGCAGCAUGGUCAAACCUUUGAGUCCCCUGGGGGAGAAAGCAAAUGCCAUCAAGGGAUUGACAGAAUUGACCCAAACUCUGAGAGAAGUGAUGAAAGAGCUGAGGAUGAUCCUGCCAAACAUGGAACUGGAGGAAAACAAGACCGGGGGUCCUCCCACUCUGCAGGUCAAGGUAUUUUGUCAGCGUGAAGCAGAACGAUGCACUGGUGCGUCCUGGCAGUUGAGCAUCAAUGGCCAGACAACCCUCCUCUUUGACGCAAUGAACAUGAACUGGACAGUAGUGAACACUGAAGCCAGAGGGACCAAGGAGGAGUGGGAGGACAGAGGGCUGGCAGAGGAUCUCAGGAAGCUGUCAACAGGAGACUGCAACCACUGGCUCAGGGAAUUGUUAGAGCACUGGGAGACGAUGCCAGAGCAGACAGUGCCCCGGGUAAAGAUCCCAGAUGCUCCCCAGUCUUCAUCUACCACAUUAAUUGCAUCGAUCUCAGUCUUCUUCCCAGUCCUAAUUGCCUUUGGUCUCUUCAUGUAAAUUCGGAGAUAAACUCAAUGCUGGAGAACACGGCUCAGCUCACCAGAAUUCCUUCAUGUCUGACAACGGUUGUUUAUAUGCUGUUUUAUUCCAACGUGGGCACCAGAGAACGUCAAGAGACUUAGUGUAUCAUAUCCUAUGACUGUCCUAAUGUGUCUUUCUGCUUUGAUGAACCAUCUGAAGGGUUUGUGAAUUCCAAAAUAGAACUCUUCCUAACACAUACACCCCUUCCCUAGUAAAAACCUCUUCUUA
Molecule: messenger RNA, 963 nt
Organism: Nycticebus coucang (slow loris)
Lineage: Eukaryota; Metazoa; Chordata; Mammalia; Primates; Lorisidae
Gene: RAET1E
Product: retinoic acid early transcript 1E
Exons: 4
Coding region: 16-711 (231 amino acids)
Biological process (GO): antigen processing and presentation of endogenous peptide antigen via MHC class Ib; immune response; positive regulation of T cell mediated cytotoxicity
Cellular component (GO): external side of plasma membrane
Source: RefSeq, a predicted model, not a curated record